Messenger RNA from Ochotona princeps (American pika), 2005 nucleotides. Its product is annotated as ATPase family AAA domain-containing protein 3. Gene Ontology annotation, cellular component: mitochondrion. NCBI's taxonomy places the organism in Eukaryota, Metazoa, Chordata, Mammalia, Lagomorpha, Ochotonidae. The transcript has 16 exons. Bases 57 to 1814 code for a protein of 585 amino acids. Gene Ontology annotation, molecular function: ATP hydrolysis activity; ATP binding; zinc ion binding. Gene Ontology annotation, biological process: mitochondrion organization. The record is from RefSeq and is a predicted model, not a curated record.
CGCAGUCUCCGCGCCUCCCGCGUGUGCAGCCCGUGUCCGCGCGCGGCCGUGCGCUCAUGUCGUGGCUCUUUGGCAUCAACAAGGGUCCCCAGGGCGAGGGCGCGGGGCCGCCGCUGCCCCUGCCACCGGCGCCGCCGGGAGCCGAGGGCGGCGGGGACCGCGGCGCGGGGGAUCGGCCGGCGCCCAAGGACAAAUGGAGCAACUUCGACCCGACGGGCCUGGAGCGCGCGGCCAAGGCAGCGCGCGAGCUGGAGCACUCGCGCCAUGCCAAGGAGGCACUGAGCCUUGCACAGAUGCAGGAGCAGACGCUGCAGCUGGAGCAGCAGUCCAAACUGAAGGAGUACGAAGCCGCCGUGGAGCAGUUCAAGAGUGAGCAGAUCCGCGUGCAGGCCGAGGAGCGAAGGAAGACGUUGAGCGAGGAGACGCGGCAGCACCAGGCGAGGGCCCAGUACCAGGACAAGUUGGCUCGGCAGCGGUACGAGGACCAGCUGAAGCAGCAGCAACUGAUCAAUGAAGAAAACUUGCGGAAGCAGGAGGAGUCUGUGCAGAAGCAAGAGGCCAUGCGGCGAGCCACUGUGGAGCGGGAGAUGGAGCUGCGCCACAAGAACGAGCUGCUGCGGGUCGAGGCUGAGGCCAGGGCCAGGGCCAAGGCAGAGCGGGAGAACGCAGACAUCACCCGGGAGCAGAUCCGCCUGAAAGCCGCUGAGCACCGCCAGACCAUCCUGGAGUCGAUCCGGACAGCUGGCACCCUCUUUGGGGAAGGAUUCCGUGCCUUUGUGACCGACUGGGACAAAGUGACGGCCACGGUGGCCGGGCUGACACUGCUGGCCGUUGGAGUCUAUUCUGCCAAAAACGCCACAGCCGUUGUGGGCCGGUACGUUGAGGCCCGGCUAGGGAAGCCGUCGCUGGUGCGGGAGACGUCCCGUAUCUCGGUGCUGGAGGCGCUGAGGCACCCUGUUCAGGUCAGUCGGCGCCUCCUGAGUCGACCCCAGGACGCCCUGGAGGGCGUGGUGCUCAGCCCCAGCCUGGAGGCCCGGGUGCGAGACAUCGCCAUAGCAACAAGGAACACCAAGAAGAACAAGAGCCUGUAUCGGAACGUUCUGAUGUACGGGCCACCAGGGACUGGCAAGACACUGUUUGCCAAGAAACUGGCCUUGCACUCGGGCAUGGACUAUGCCGUCAUGACGGGCGGCGACGUGGCCCCCAUGGGGCGGGACGGCGUGACCGCCAUGCACAAAGUCUUCGACUGGGCCAACACUAGCCGGCGCGGCCUGCUGCUGUUUGUGGACGAGGCCGAUGCCUUCCUCAGGAAGCGUGCAACUGAGAAGAUCAGUGAGGACCUCAGGGCCACGCUGAAUGCCUUCCUGCACAGGACGGGACAACACAGCAGCAAGUUCAUGCUGGUCCUGGCCAGCAACCAGCCGGAGCAGUUCGACUGGGCUGUCAACGACCGCAUCGACGAGUUGGUCAACUUCGAGCUGCCAGGGCUCGCGGAGCGGGAGCGCCUGGUGAGGCUCUACUUCGACAAGCACGUGCUGCGGCCAGCCACCGAGGGCAAGCAGCGCCUGAAGCUGGCCCAGUUUGACUAUGGACAGAAGUGCUCAGAAGUGGCCAGGCUGACCGAGGGCAUGUCGGGCCGUGAGAUUUCCCAGCUGGCUGUGGCCUGGCAGGCCAUGGCGUACGCCUCUGAGGAUGGGGUCCUCACCGAAGCCAUGAUGGAUGCCCGCGUGCAGGAUGCCAUCCGGCAGCACCAGCAGAAGACACAGUGGCUGAAGGCCGAGGGACCACAACUGGAAAGCAGCCCUGUACCCUGAGCCUGUGGGAGGCUGCACUGACCCAAAGCCCCGGCUGGCAGCCAGUGCACCAGGGUUGCCCAGCUCUGGACAUCAGCUCCCUGAUGGGCAGCAUUGGCUGCACCCCCAGGACCGCCCUGGGCAGCUCCGAGCCACCAAAUGGGUCUGGUCCCAAGGGAGGGCCUGGCUGGGCAAGACUCUCAACAGCCCAG